GUAGCUUAGCUAUGCCACAACCAUUGGUACCAUUUAUUGAAUAACAGAAACAAGAUUGCAGGGAAUGGGAGGUUGCUGUUGUUCUUCAAGGAAACCUCAUUUAAACGGAACGCCCGUUUAUUAUUAUGGCGAAAGUUGUGCUUUUCGGAAUUGUGCAUAGGAUUCGGAACUAGCUAGAGUUUUAGGAUCUCUCUUUGAGGUUUAAACUGGGUGGGGUUGUUAUCAUACAAGAUGGCGUUUUUGGUUUUCCCCAUUUGCUACAGUUUAUCCUCAUAUAAAUGCACUGCUAUAGAGAUAGUUUUGAAGUGGAGCUGGGGUUAUUUAAUGGCUGUUACACCUGUGAAAUGUUACACUUUGGUGUUCAAUCAGUUUGGAUUGGGAAAGGAAAGGCUAUUCUUGAGAAUGUUUUAUGCGAUAAUGGGAGAAUUUUAGGGUCAACGUUGCACAUAUAGGGGACAGAACAUGUUAUAACUCAGUUGUUUUAGCCAUGAAUAUAAGCUUAAAAACAUGCCUCUAAUUUUAGCUUUCUAAUUCUUGCACUAUUUCACAAUCCGUUCCUUGAAUGACAGCAAGCCAAAUAGAGAAAAACCUUGAUGCUGUUCAAAAGUGCCAUUUGAUUGAUCAAUUUUUGUGAAUGAUUGCUUAAUUGAAUUGUAAUCUAUAGGUUUGAGGGAGCUUUAUUGUUGAGAUUCUGUAAGAGAACUGAUGUAAGAUGCAAUUAUAAAUAAUUCUUAGAACAGACUGAUACUCAAAGUUUGUAUUCUGCACUUUUUUUCUACUCCAUUCUACAAUGACAUAGCCUAAAACUACUACCACUUCAAGCAAAAUAUCUUGAAAAUGGGCUCAUAUAGGUUCUUUUGGCUAACAAAAUAUCAUCUUGAAAUUUAUAACAUCCUUGUGCAGUGUCCGCCAGCUUUGGAAGAGCAUGUCUCCUUAACAUCUCACAAUGUUGCAGCCUCUGCAUUCACUGCAGGUCUCCUUGUUGAAUUGAAUUUGAAUACAUCAACGCCUGAUACUUUCCGCCCCCCUCCUGUGCCUCUGCCAUAUGAUGUGGUUUUGGGAUGUCCACAAUCACCAGAUUCUGAGUCUGUUAGGGAAAUAAUUAGUCGCAGUAGUUUUGAAACUUUGGCAACAUGUGAAGAUCUUGAAGAAUUGGACUGCAAAACUCAUGCUAGUUCAUUUCUUUUCUCCCCAAGGAAGUCAGACGUGAAAAAAUUCCAUGAACCUGUUGCAUCAGCAACAGAAGAAGAUGCUUGUCCGAUAUGCCUUGAAGAGUAUGACUUGGAGAAUCCAAAACACAUCACGAAAUGCGAACAUCAUUUUCACCUUUCCUGCAUUCUAGAGUGGAUGGAAAGGAGUGACAUCUGCCCCAUAUGUGACCAGGAAGUAAUAAUUGACCACACCUACAAUUAGUUGCUGUCUAAUGCUUUUUGAGAUGGAGGUUUUUUUGCUGUUUCAGUUAACAGCUUGCCAACUUUAGUGGGCUGCGGAUGGUGUCAAUUCUGUCUCACUGCUGGCUGGUACAGUGCCCACAGGUUCAUUUUUAAUUUGGUCUUGCUUGGUUUGAAGGGUCAAAUUAUCAUUUUGUGUGGCUCCUCUUGAGAAGUUCAGUGGUAGUAAAGGAAUGAACUUUUAGGACUAUAUAGAAACUGGUUUUCCUCUGUUUGUGCCUCUAUAACCAUGUUAAUACCUCGGUUGCUAGUUAUGAAAUGGAUCUGCAGAUAACUACACGGUUGUUGGAGGGAGUACAUGCAAACCAUGUACCUUCAAGUUAAAAAGCAAAUGGUCAGUGCUGUCUUCCAUGUUGUUUUAGCAUACUAUAUUUCUCUUUCUUUUGCAUAUUCUUUUCUAUUUGCUUGUUGUAUGCUGUGUAUAGUUGUUCUUUUAAAAAGGUAUACUGUGUGAAUUCAGAUUGACAUGGCAUUAGAUGUAUGUCUACUGUUUAAUUUUAAGAAAAAAUCUUGUAUCA
Messenger RNA from Populus trichocarpa (black cottonwood), 1969 nucleotides. Its product is annotated as probable E3 ubiquitin-protein ligase RHB1A. Gene Ontology annotation, molecular function: ubiquitin-protein transferase activity. The record is from RefSeq and is a predicted model, not a curated record. The coding region runs from base 838 to 1413 and encodes 191 amino acids. Lineage: Eukaryota; Viridiplantae; Streptophyta; Magnoliopsida; Malpighiales; Salicaceae. The transcript has 4 exons.